UGCGCAUGCGCAUAGUACACAUAACUCUGUCAACAGAAAUGGCGCUGCGCACAGGAGCCCUGCACUUGAACCUGUUUUCUAGCCGUCAUUUGCACAAAUUGACCUGCUUCGGCGGUGCCCGGUCGUUGUCUGAACACACUUCAUCUAAACCCGCCGCCGGCAGUGGCUCAGAGACGACGGGCGACCACUUACUCUACACACAGGAGCACUUUGCACUAAAGAAAUCCCUCAGAAAGAUCAUCGACCAGGAGAUUAACCCGUACGUGGACCAAUGGGAGGCCGAGGGGUUGUUUCCUGCCCACAGAAUCUUCAAGAUCCUGGGAAGUGCUGGCUUUCUGGGGGUCAACAGACCAGUCGAGUAUGGAGGCUUGGGCCUUGACUACAGCUACAGUGUGGCGGUGGCAGAGGAGCUCGGCAACAUCCGUUGUGGAGGCAUCCCGAUGGCCAUCGGCGUACAGACUGACAUGGCCACUCCUGCAUUGUCCAGGUUUGGUUCAGAUGAGCUAAAGACAGAGUUCCUCCUUCCCACCAUCAUGGGAGACAAAGUGGCCUGCCUGGGCGUUAGUGAAGUUGGUGCCGGCUCUGAUGUAUCAAGUAUUUUGACGAAGGCGGUGAAGAAAGGGGAUGAGUAUGUAAUCAACGGGGGGAAAAUGUGGACAACCAACGGCACCCAGGCCGACUGGAUGUGUCUGCUGGCCAACACCAGUGAGGGACCUCCACACAGGAACAAAUCUCUCAUCUGUCUGCCCAUGAACCUGCCAGGAGUACACAUUGCUCGCAAGAUUGAUAAAAUCGGUAUGAGGUCAUCAGACACUGCUGAGAUAUUCUUCGAUGACGUCCGUGUGCCCUGCAAGAAUGUCAUUGGCCAGGAGGGCAUGGGCUUCACCUAUCAGAUGCUUCAGUUCCAGGAAGAGAGGCUCUGGGCAGUGGCCAAUAUUCUGACCAUGAUGGACAACAUCAUUCAGGAGACCAUCGAUUACACACGGCAGAGGAAGAUCUUCAAGAUGCCAGUCCUCUACCACCAGUCCGUCCACUUCAAGCUGGCUGAGCUGCAGACGGAGGUCGAGCUGCUCCGUUCCCUCCUCUACAACGCUACAGCCUUGUACAUCAAAGGCAAUGAUAUGACCAAGCUGGCAUCCAUGGCCAAGCUCAAGGCAGGCCGCCUGGCCAGGGAGUUGGGCGACAGCUGCCUCCAGUUUUGGGGAGGCAUGGGCUUCACCAGCGAUGUCCUGGUCAGCAGGUUCUACAGGGAUUCCAGAUUAUUAUCCAUUGGCGGAGGGGCUGAUGAGGUAAUGCUGGGAAUCAUCUGCAAGUACAUGGACAUGCUGCCCAAGAAGUGAUGUCAUCAGUGCCCAACCCAGGAAGUGAUAUCAUGACGCAAAGCAUAGUGUGUUCACAUUAAAUUACGAAACAAAUCACCUUAAGUGCAGUUACUAAACUCAUAUGCCAUUUUGGUGAAAUUGUGCAUGUUGCAUUUGAUCUAUAAUGAUGCCUGUUCAUACAGUACAAUGGUCAGUUCUAAUCGUGGCUUAUGUAAAUAUACACCACAUUACAGCGUGAAUCAUUUCCUCUUCUUGGCUAUUUAAGUGACAAUAUCUGUCAAUUUGUGUUCUGCUAUUUUCAGUAACUGCAUUUUAGUAAUCACGUUUGUAUGAUGUAAUGUGAAGGCCAAUUUCUAGGAUAGUCUCAGGAAAACUAUCAAUAGUAUGUACAGUUGUAAUGUACAGUAUCAAAUAAAAUCUUCAGCAAAGA
Messenger RNA from Myripristis murdjan (pinecone soldierfish), 1752 nucleotides. RefSeq names its product probable acyl-CoA dehydrogenase 6. Gene Ontology annotation, biological process: fatty acid beta-oxidation using acyl-CoA dehydrogenase. NCBI's taxonomy places the organism in Eukaryota, Metazoa, Chordata, Actinopteri, Holocentriformes, Holocentridae. The transcript is spliced from 9 exons. Gene Ontology annotation, cellular component: cytoplasm. The record is from RefSeq and is a predicted model, not a curated record. Gene Ontology annotation, molecular function: flavin adenine dinucleotide binding; acyl-CoA dehydrogenase activity. The coding region runs from base 6 to 1340 and encodes 444 amino acids.